AUGAAUGAAAGAGAAUCUCGAACAUCUCAUAGGGCAUUUUCUUCUAAUCCUACUUCUGCUCCUUAGAAUGCAUAUGCUUCAGCACUCAAAGCUUUGUAAGAGAAAUUAAAGGGAGUUGAAGGAUUAAGAAAAUCCAUAGAAAUCCCUUCUGAUAAUUUAAUUGACUAAUUGAAAAAACAAAUAUAUGAUCUAUAAAAUGAGAAUGAAAGAUUAUAAUACUUAUUAAUGAAAAGUAAUCAAGAGAGUUAGAUGAAUUUUGUAGCAUCACAAUAAAUUGAAGUUUUAUAAGCUGAAAGAUUACAACAUCUCAAAGAUUAUUAGGAUAGAGUAAGUGAUUUAAUUAGAAAAAAUGAAGAAUUGAAACAUGAAAAACAUGAAAUUCAAAUGGCGUAUGAUAGUUUAUAAAGAUAAUUAUAAGCAUAUAAAUCUAAUGAAAAAGGAUUUCUUCAUAAAGUAGAACUUAAAAAAUUUGAAGAAAAUGCUGCUCUUUUAACAAAUGUUUAAGAUCUUAAAAUAAAACUAGAUUUAAAAGAUUAACAAAUAAAAAAAUAAGAAAAGAAAAUAGAAUUCUUAGAAAUGGAAAAAGAGUAAGUACUAUAAGAAUAUAAUAAUUAUAAAUCUAAAUAUCCACCUAUGAAAAUGAAUGAUUUUGAAAAAUAAAUUCAUGCUUUAAAAAUUUAAUUAGAUGAAAAAGAUAAAUAAUACUCUAGAAGCAUUGAUGAUAUAGAAAGUAAUAAAAGUAUAAGAGAAGAAUAAAUGAGUAGAAGAAUUUAAGAUUUAAUUGGAAAAUGUAAUGAAUACUAAUAACUUAUUGAAUAAUUAACUCAAGAUUAUAAAGAUUUAAGUCUUAAAUAUUAAUAAGUCAAAAUUAAAUUAGAUUAUGAAGAAAGAUAACAUAGAUAUAUAAAUAGAAAACUUAGUUAAGGUGAAACUGAACUAAAAUAAGGAUAUAAGGAACAGAAAACAGUUACAAAAUUGAAUAUUGAUCAAAUGUCACCUCCAUUAACUAGUCCAAGAAUAGAAAAUAGUUUAAGAUAAAGUUAAUUAAAAUAAGCUAUAAGAGAAUGUUUAGAAGAUAUGAAAACUACAUAAAAUUUUAAUUUUUGCAGUCCUGAUAGAAAAUCUGAAAACAAAAAAUAACCAUUACUUUCACCUUUAUCAACUACUCGUUAAUUUGAAAUUGAAACUAAACUUAAAGGACUUAAUGAAAAAUAUGAAAAUUUAAUUAGAUAAGCUUAAAAAGAAAAUGAUUUGAAUUGUAAAGCUGUAAUAAGAAAAUAAUUGCUUGAAAUUGCAGAAUAAAUUAAAGAAACUACUAAAUUUGAAAAAAUAUGA
Messenger RNA from Paramecium primaurelia, 1335 nucleotides. NCBI's taxonomy places the organism in Eukaryota, Ciliophora, Oligohymenophorea, Peniculida, Parameciidae. The record is from the annotation of a GenBank genome assembly.